Tarenaya hassleriana is the source of this 1175-nucleotide messenger RNA. Its product is annotated as fatty-acid-binding protein 3, chloroplastic. Gene Ontology annotation, molecular function: fatty acid binding; intramolecular lyase activity. The record is from RefSeq and is a predicted model, not a curated record. Gene Ontology annotation, biological process: fatty acid metabolic process. Gene Ontology annotation, cellular component: chloroplast stroma. The transcript is spliced from 5 exons. Lineage: Eukaryota; Viridiplantae; Streptophyta; Magnoliopsida; Brassicales; Cleomaceae. Bases 144 to 989 code for a protein of 281 amino acids.
GACGUGGCUGAUUUCACAGAUCCCCGGCGUCAUCUUGAUUCUUCUUCUUAGGAAACAACGCUCCCAUCUCUACGCAACACAAAUCUAAAGUCUGCAACUUUUUCUUUGUGUUCUCGCCGGAAACUUUGGCCGGAGUUCUCGGCAUGGACGUGAUUUUCGCGACAGUUCCGACCGCGAUGUGCGUCUCUCCGCCCAUUUGUCGUCGGGGGUUUCGGUUUUGUGCGGAGCCCAGAUACCAUUUUCCGGGAAAAUCUCCGGUUUUCUCGCUUCAGGCGUCGAUUUCUUCUUUGGAGUGUAGUAAUCAGUUAUUCAGACAGCGACAUUGUAGCCGAAUUUCGAGUUUGUCCGUAAGAUGCUCUGCUUCUUCAGGGAAUGUUGAUUACAUGGAGGAACCGGCGACCAGCGUGAGGUUUCAGAGAUCGGUGACAUUACCGGGCUGUUCAUCUCCAUUGGCAUUGCUUGGCACUGGGUACAGGGAGAAAACCUUUGCCAUCAUCGGUGUCAAAGUCUAUGCCGCAGGAUUUUACGUGAACGAGUCUGUCCUAAGCGGGUUAAGUGCUUGGAAAGGGCGUUCCGCUUCUGAAAUCCAAAAAGAUUCAUCCGUGUUUAAUUCCAUUUUUCAGGCUGCAGGAGAGAAAUCGUUGCAGAUCGUUCUUGUGAGAGACGUCGAUGGUAAAACUUUCUGGGACGCUCUGGAUGAAGCCAUAACACCGAGGAUUAAAUCUCCCACGCCCGAUGAUAAAUCCGCUCUUUCCGCAUUCAGUAGCGUCUUCCAAGGAAGACCUCUCAAGAAAGGAACGCUGAUAUUCUUGACUUGGACCCAACCGUCUAAAAUGCUCGUUUCAGUCUCGGCAAAUGGGUUGCCAUCACAUGUGGAUGCCGAGAUCGAGUCGGGAAAUGUUGCAUCCGCUCUGUUCGACGUGUUCUUCGGGGAUGUUCCUGUUUCUCCUACCUUAAAGUCUUCAGUUUCCGACCAACUCUGCAAGUAGUAGGAAACCAUAUUGUCCGAAAUAUCUACAAUUUUGUGUUUGUAUUGGUACCUUCGAAAUGGUUGAGAAAGCAUGCACAAGACAACACUCUUGGGACUGACACGUGUCAUCGGCUACCAAAAUCUCGGGAUAUCCGAUUCCGAAUCCGUCUCGCGGGUUUUGAGAAUCGGAACUUUGUGCCAUUCA